CGUACCUGAAAGUAAUGAUCAUAUGGAACAUAGUUUACAUACCCCUGGUGAUCCUUUCACUGUCCCUGAUUCAAGGAGUGGCUUCUCAAGAUCUCUCCUGCAAAGGACGUUGCUUUGAAGUCUAUCAAAGAGGAAGAGAGUGCGACUGUGACAUAGACUGUAAACGAUAUGGAAAAUGCUGCCCAGACUACGAAGAACACUGUAAAGAAUUACACACAGAAAAGCCAGUGCCCAAGACUCCUCCCCUAAAUAAAUCGACGUCCAAAAGGUCAUCUACAGAUGAGCAAAAGAAGCCAGAGGAAGAUACUGGCACUGUGACCAGUCCUCCCCCAACAACUCCCAAAGAUGAAGAGACAACGGCUGAACUCACGGAAUCACCAACAACACCCAAACCUGAAGACACAACCCCAGAAGCCACUGAGGCACCAACAACACCCGAAGAAGAAGAGACAACACCUGAAGCCACUGAGGCACCAACAACCCCCAGAGAAGAGACAACCCCUGAGGCCACUGAGGCACCAAUAACACCCAAAGAGGAAGACACAACCCCUGAAGCUACUGAGGCACCAACAACACCCAAAGAUGAAGAGACAACACCUGAAGCCACUGAGGCACCAACAACACCCAAAGAUGAAGAGACAACCCCUGAAGUCACGGAAGCACCAACAACACCCAAACCUGAAGACACAACCCCUGAAGCCACUGAGGCACCAACAACACCCAAACUUGAAGACACAACGCCUGAAGCCACUGAGGCACCAACAACCCCCAAAGAAGAAAAGACAACACCUGAAGCCACAGAGGCACCAACAACAUCUAAAGCUGAAGACACAACCCCUGAAGCCACUGAGGCACCAACUGCUCCGAAAGAUGAAGAGACAACGCCCGAACUCACGGAAGCACCAACAACACCAAAAGCUGAAGACACAACACCUGAAGCCACUGAGGCACCAACAACCCCCAAAGAAGAAGAGACAACCCCUGACGCCACUGAGGCACCAACAACACCCAAAGAGAAAGAGACAACGCCUGAACUCAUGGAAGCACCAACAACACCCAAAGAUGAAGACACAACGCCCGAACUCAUGGAAGCACCAACAACACCCAAAGAUGAAGACACAACCCCAGAAGCCACUGAGGCACCAACAACCCCCAAAGAAGAAGAGACAACCCCUGAGGCCACUGAAGCACCAACAACACCCAAAGAGGAAGACACAACACCUGAAGCCACUGAGGCACCAACAACACCCAAACCUGAAGACACAACCCCAGAAGCCACUGAGGCACCAACAACACCCGAAGAAGAAGAGACAACACCUGAAGCCACUGAGGCACCAACAACCCCCAGAGAAGAGACAACCCCUGAGGCCACUGAGGCACCAAUAACACCCAAAGAGGAAGACACAACCCCUGAAGCUACUGAGGCACCAACAACACCCAAAGAUGAAGAGACAACACCUGAAGCCACUGAGGCACCAACAACACCCAAAGAUGAAGAGACAACCCCUGAAGUCACGGAAGCACCAACAACACCCAAACCUGAAGACACAACCCCUGAAGCCACUGAGGCACCAACAACUCCAAAAGAAGAAGAGACAACACCUGAAGCCACUGAGGCUCCAACUGCUCCAAAAGAUGAAGAGACAACUCCUGAAGCCACAGAGGCACCAACAACACCCGAAGAAGAAGAGACAACACCGGAAGCCACUGAGGCACCAACAACACCCAAACCUGAAGAGACAACGCCUGAAGUCACUGAGGCACCAACAACACCCAAAGAAGAAGAGACAAUGCCUGAAGCCACUGAUGCUCAAACAACUCCAAAAGAUGAAGCGACAACCCCUGAAGUCACGGAAGCACCACCAACACCCAAACCUGAAGAGACAACCCCUGAUGCCACUGAGGCCCCAACAAAUCCAAAAGAUGAAGAGACCACGCCCGAACUCACGGAAGCACCAACAACACCAAAAGCUGAAGAAACAAACGCUGAGGUCACUGAGGCACCAACAACACCCAAAGAUGAAGAGACAAUACCUGAAGCCACUGAGGCCCCAACAACUCCAAAAGAUGAAGAGACAACGCCCGAACUCACGGAAGCACCAACAACACCUAAACCUGAAGACACAACCCCAGAAGCCACUGAGGCACCAACAACACCUAAACCUGAAGACACAACCCCUGAAGCCACUGAGGAUGCACCAACAACCCCCAAAGAAGAAGAGACAACCCCUGACGCCACUGAGGCACCAACAACACCCAAAGAGGAAUACACAACAUCUGAAGCCACUGAGGCACCAACAACCCCCAAAGAUGAAAAGACAACACCUGAAGCCAAUGAGACACCAAGAUCCAAAGAAGAGACAACCCCUGAAGUCACAGAAGCACCAACAACACCAAAAGAAGAAGACACAACCCCUGAGGCCACUGAGGCACCAACAACUCCAAAAGAUGAAGAGACAAUACCUGAAGCCACUGAGGCCCCAACAACUCCAAAAGAUGAAGAGACAACGCCCGAACUCAUGGAAGCACCAACAACACCUAAACCUGAAGACACAACCCCAGAAGACACUGAGGCACCAACAACACCCAAACCUGAAGACACAACCCCUGAAGCCACUGAGGCACCAACAACACCCAAAGAUGAAGAGACAAUCCCUGAAGCCACUGAGGAUGCACCAACAACCCCCAAAGAAGAAGACACAACCCCUGAAGCUACUGAGGCACCAACAACACCCAAAGAGGAAGACACAACAUCUGAAGCCACUGAGGCACCAACAUCCAAAGAAGAGAUGACCCCUGAAGUCACAGAAGCACCAACAACCCCAAAAGAUGAAGAGAUGACCUCUGAAGUCACUGAGGCACCAACAACACCCAAGUCUGAGGACACAACCUUGGAAACCACUGAGGCACCAACAGUCCCCAAAGUCAAAGAGAUGACCUCUGAAGCAAUGGAGGUCACAACAACCCCCAUAGUGGAAGAGACAACCCCUGAAGGCACUGAGGCACCAACAACCCCCAAAGUCACGGAGACAACCCUUGCAGCCACAGAGUUCCCAACAACCUCAAAAGCUGAUGACACAACCCCUGAUGCCCUUGAGGAACCAACAACCCCCAAAGCUGAAGACACAAACCCUGCAGCCACAGUGGCUGUGACUACUCCAAAAGCUGAAGAGACAACCCCUGCACGCACAGAAGCUCCAGCAACUAUGAACGUCAAAGAGACAACCCCUGCAGCCACUGUGGCCUCAACGACUCCCAAGGCCAAAGAGGCAACCCCCAGAGCCAAAGAGACUACAACCCCUGAAGUUGCAGAGACAACCCCUGUUGCCACAAAGGUACUGACAACCUCCAAAACCAAGGAGUCAAUCCCUGAGGCAACAGAUCCUCCAACGACCCCUAAAAUGAAAGGAACAACCCCUAAAGGCACAGAGAGACCAAUAGCACCUAAAUCUGAACAGAAAAUCCCUGAAGCCACAGAAGCACCAACAACCCCUAAAGCUGAGGAGACAACCCCUAAAGCCACAGAAGCACCAACAACCAAGGUUGAUUCUCCCACCACUCCCAAAGCCGAGGAGAAAACUGCUAGUGCCACAAAGGUGUCAACAAUCCCCAAAGAGAAAGAAAUAAUGCCUAAGGUCACAGAUGCUCCAAUAUCCCUGUCUGACUCUCCCACCACUCCUGAAGUUGAACUUUCUACACCUGCACCCACAAAUGUUAAACAAGGCACAACUACUAUAUAUAGCAAACUAGUAAGUAUAACCGAUAAAAGUGACAGAACAACAACUAAACCUAUUAUGACCCCGGUAACCAUGGAGUCCUCAACUAAAAAAGGAACAACCACGGAGAAAAAGGAAGUAACAAUACCCAAGAAAGACAAAACUACUGUGCUUAAAGACAUGUUGAAAGGUAGAAGAACUACUGUAACUACUCUGGAUGCAACCCCUGCACCCAGUCAAGCUGUUAGUACAACAGCUGAAUUAGAAGCAACUACUACAUACAAAAAGGCUGCAACAGCAGCUACGGAAGGAGAAGCAACCCCAGCUACACAAGACAAAACUCCCACACCAAAAGAGACUUUACCAUCUACAGCUAAAAGAGAAGAACAUGCUGUGGGAACCAUAAUUGUAACAACAUCAGCAGCUACAAGCAUUAUACGCAAGCCCACUAUGCUGCCAACAACUGCCAAAACAGAUUCAACUCCCAAACCCAGGGAGAUUGUGACAACAACUAAAAGAGACACAACUAUGGAAACUACACCGGCUGUACCAGCAGUUGCUGAGUGCAUCAUUCCCUCUAAAGAGACAACAGCUGGUGAAAAAGAGUUGACCACCCUUGCGAAGGAAACUAGCUAUACUACUGAAAAAGAAACAGAAGAUGCCCCUGGAAAGUCCCCUACCCUUGACAAGAAAGAAGAAACUACAGUGAUCAGAGGUAGAACAACAACAGAUAAAAAAGACACAAUAGAAGAAAUGUUUCUUGUUCCUAGAGGGACAUCCAAGCCAGCUAUACGCUUCCAGGAGAUUACUGACACACAUGAUGAGCCCUCUCCACCCAGCCCUAAAACCAUGCCAGUAGAAGAGCCUGAGAUAAACAAGCCUUUAAUACAAACUGCAGACUUGCCAGUUUUAUCUGGAGGAGCAGAAAUGGGGAAGGCCAAUGAGAAGGACCUGUGCAGUGGGAAGCCAGCAGAUAGCAUGGUCGCCCUGCCCAAUGGAACCCUGGCCGUCUUCAGAGGUCACUACUACUGGCUGCUGAAUGGCAGGACACCACCAACAACCAGUCCCCAGAGGAUCAGUGUAGGCUGGGGCAUCCCGUCCCCCAUUGAUGCUGUCUUCUCCAGAUGCAACUGUGAUGGCAAGACCUUCUUCAUCAAGGGUCCUCUAUACUGGCGUUUCACUAAUGGUGUAAUGGAUAAAGGCUAUCCCAAACCUCUCACAAAUGGAUUUGCAGGGCUAAGUGGGAAAAUAAGGGCAGCCCUCCCAGUGGCAAGUUACAAUGGCAGACCAGAAUCUGUUUAUUUUAUCAAAAGAGAUGGCAACAUGCAACAGUACGUAUACAGGCAAGAACCAGCCAGGAAGUGCCAACGGAAAGCACGCAUUACUAUAAGAUACCCAGCUUUUGUCCCAAGACUUGUAAUAAGGAGACGCUUUCAACGUGCAGUAGGAAUGCCAACAGUUAUUCAGACUGUCAGAAUCAAUCCAUACCAAUCUGGAGUUUUGCGCAAGGAAAUUAAAGUGACUGCCUACUGGAGAGGGCUCCCCAAAGUAGUUCAUUCAACGAUCUCAGUACCCAACUACAAUAAACCAGAUGGCUACGAUUAUUAUGCCUUCUCUUACAAUCGGUACUACAGUCUGGAUGUGGGCAAAAGAAUAGCAAGACCUGUAACUGCUCUCACAGGAAAGACUGUAUCUAAAGACUGGUACAACUGUCCUGAAAAGUGA
Tympanuchus pallidicinctus (lesser prairie-chicken) is the source of this 5441-nucleotide messenger RNA. RefSeq names its product proteoglycan 4 (gene PRG4). NCBI's taxonomy places the organism in Eukaryota, Metazoa, Chordata, Aves, Galliformes, Phasianidae. The record is from RefSeq and is a predicted model, not a curated record. Gene Ontology annotation, biological process: immune response. The transcript is spliced from 12 exons. The coding region runs from base 15 to 5441 and encodes 1808 amino acids. Gene Ontology annotation, molecular function: scavenger receptor activity; polysaccharide binding.